Molecule: messenger RNA, 1179 nt
Organism: Kickxella alabastrina
Lineage: Eukaryota; Fungi; Kickxellomycota; Kickxellomycetes; Kickxellales; Kickxellaceae
Product: kinase-like domain-containing protein
Exons: 2
Biological process (GO): peptidyl-threonine phosphorylation; peptidyl-serine phosphorylation
Molecular function (GO): protein serine/threonine kinase activity; protein serine/threonine/tyrosine kinase activity; ATP binding
Source: RefSeq, a predicted model, not a curated record
AUGACGCCACAGGAGGCCAUCGCACGGUACGGGCAGCAGCUGAGCGCGCACGAGCGCAGUGAAAUUCUUGAUUACCCACACAUCUACUACGUGGGCAACACGAAGGCGCGCGUGCCGGCGCGCACAAACUACGGGUUUGACGAUGAGCGCGGUGACUAUCUUAUCCAUUUCAAUGACCACAUGCUGUACCGGUACGAGCUGCUCGAGGUCAUGGGCAAGGGCUCGUUUGGGCAGGUGCUGCGGGCGCGCGACCACAAGACCGGUGAGAUCAUUGCGAUCAAGAUUAUCCGCAAUCGCAAGCGCUUCCACCACCAGGCGCAGGUCGAGGUCAAGCUGCUGGAGUGCCUACGGCGGUGGGACCCGUCGGGCGGGCACAACAUUCUGCAGAUGACGUCGAGCUUCUACUUCCGCAACCACUUGUGCAUUGUCAUGGAGCUGCUGAGCAUCAACCUCUACGAGUGGCUCAAGGCGCACCAGUUUGCAGGGACACCGGUGCCGCUGCUGCGUAACUUGUCAGUGCAGAUGCUGCAGUCGCUGCAGCUGAUGGGGCGGCACCGCAUCAUCCACGCGGACCUGAAGCCCGAGAACAUCCUUCUUGCGCGGCCGCCGCCGAUGCCUUCGCGGCGCAGCGGGCCGGCUGGUGCGGCGGGACCGCCACCUCACCCGCUGACCAACCCGCAGCUGAGUGCCGACCUGCAGCGCGGGUCGUACCGGAUCAAGGUGAUCGACCUGGGAUCUAGCUGCUUCGAGUCCGAGCGCGUGUACACGUACAUCCAGUCGCGUUUCUACCGCGCGCCCGAGGUCAUCCUGGGGCUGCCGUACGGCACGGGCAUCGACAUGUGGUCGCUGGGCUGCAUCGUGGCCGAGCUGCUGACAGGUUAUCCGCUGUUUCCAGGCGAAAACGAGCGCGAGCAGCUGGCGUGCGUGGUCGAGGUGCUUGGCCCGCCGCCGGCGUACAUGCUGGAGCGCGCUCCGCGGUGCGCUGACUUUGCCGAGCCGGCGCCGUACGGCCCAUACACCAACACUAAGGGCAAGCGGCGGCGCCCUGGGUCGCGGCCGCUGGUGCAGCUUCUUGCUCGUGCGAACGAUCCACGGCUGGUGGACUUUGUCAUGCGCACGCUGGCCUGGGACCCGGCGAUGCGCCUGACGCCCGAGGAUGCCCUGCGCCAUCCCUGGAUC